UUUCAUCUGAAAAAAUCAUCAUUUUGGCUCUAUUUUUGCAUGUUUAAAUGAAACCCUAGUUCAUCAUGUUUUUCGAAAAUUGUACGAAUCGAUCCCAGCCGUAGUGAAGGAGCAUUGUUCUUACUUGUUCGUGAGCAAGUAAAACUGGUAAUCUGGAAGUAGAUAAAUAAAAUUUACACAAAAAAAAUCCUUUUCAAUCCCUUUAUGCAGCAGCCCGUGACCAACCUGAAGAAUUUUGCAGAUAUUUAGUACCAUCUCUCUUUGCGGGUCCCAUCACUAUUUCCUUGGGUAAUUUGUAUGGCUGCCAUUUCAUUUAGUUGUCUGUUACUUGUGUGAGUUCAGAGGUUAUACUCUUUCCAUUGGCACAUUCUGACCAUUGUAACAGUUAAUCAGUCAAUUCUCGUUUUGUUAGCCCGUGACACAUUUGUAGAAGGCACCAAUGCAUGGCAGACCGGUAGUUGCUUAGUAUCAGAUUCAAGUGUCUUAUCAAGUGGAGCCGACCAAAUAGUUUAGCAGGAUGACACUUCUCAGUGAGCAUUACGAUAAGAAUCACCGUGGGCGACUUAUGGCGGAGGAGAGGUCUUUUUUCCACUACGCUUGAGGGCUCACGAAGCUUCAUCCAAUAAGAUGAAAUACGAUGAGCGGUAUACACAGUACAUCGAGAGGCUAGGACUCCUUCCAUUCAUCCAACUUGUCACUCGGUCGACGCCAAACAUGAACCCUUGUGCUAUCACCGCGCUUGUUGACCGAUGGAAGCCGGAGACACACAGUUUUCACCUCCGAACCGGGGAGAUGACCGUGACUCUUCAGGAUGUUUCGAUGAUCCUUGCACUUCCCAUCGAGGGAAUUCCUGUCUGUUUUAGCACUGAUGCUGCUAACCGGCGCGAUAGGAUGUUUGACCUUAUCGGUGCGGUUCCUGCAGUGCCGGAUGACCCAACUAAAUACAGAGUCCCCGCUGGUGCGACUUAUGUUUGGAUCGCAGAACAUUUUAGCCAGUGCCCCGGCGAUGCUAGUGAGGAAAUGUUCAAACAGUAUACAUGUGCAUACUUGUGGUAUGUGAUCUCAAGGACUCUUUUUGCUGACGGUGGUGGCAGGACCGCUCCGUGGAUGUGGCUGAAGGCGUUAUCUGGUUGGGAUAGUAAACAGAGCUGGGGUUCAGCGGCACUGGCCUACUUGUACCGUCAGUUGGAUGAGGCGUGUUGUAGGCACAAAGAUGAUGCCAGCAUUGGUGGUCCGUUGGUCCUACUUUCGGUUUGGAUGUGGGAACACUUUUCAGUUGGACGGCCGAAAGUGAUCCGUUACGGCGCUUGGGACGAUCAUGAUAACCCGCUACGACAGCCUACAUGGGGGUACAAGUGGGACAAGGUUUCGGAGUUCAACGGCGACCAAAAGAGAAUGUACAUAGACUACACCAAUGAGUUUGACGCGCUAACCGCCGAGCAGGUGACAUGGCAGCCAUAUGGACCGCAGGACAAUUUCGCUUUCAUCCUCGAUUUCCAGUUGAACCCGAAAUGCACAGAGGAAUCACAUCUUUGGCAGAUGCGGUGCCCAUUGAUAUGCUUAUAUGCAGUCGAGCACCACCUUCCACAACGUGUGAUGACUCAAUUUGGGUUAUUUCAGGAUACACCACCGGAGUGGAAGGACACGAAUAUCGUGAUUCACGGCUUGGACAAAAUGAAGCAGAAGAAGAUCAAGAACUGGGAGUCAUAUCAUGAAAAGUACAUCAAGAAGUGGAAUUACUUGGUGAAGGUGGCUAAUAAUAACAGACAAGUACAUCGCCAAGUGCAUGAUGAAGCUGCAUUUUACAAAUAUCUUCAAUGGUUUCUUAGCGAGUCUCGUGUGGAGUUAUGCCCGCCGGCUUAUGAUGAGAGCAUAUUGUUGGGGAUCGUAGCAGAAUUUUAAAAUUUUCUACGCAUCACCAAGAUCAAUCUAUGGAGUUAUCUAGCAGCGAGA
This is a messenger RNA of Triticum aestivum (bread wheat), 1953 nucleotides long. RefSeq names its product serine/threonine-protein phosphatase 7 long form homolog. Gene Ontology annotation, biological process: meristem development; meristem maintenance. The record is from RefSeq and is a predicted model, not a curated record. Lineage: Eukaryota; Viridiplantae; Streptophyta; Magnoliopsida; Poales; Poaceae. The transcript is spliced from 6 exons. The coding region runs from base 628 to 1902 and encodes 424 amino acids.